Perca flavescens (yellow perch) is the source of this 2088-nucleotide messenger RNA. RefSeq lists its product as uncharacterized. The transcript is spliced from 3 exons. The coding region runs from base 297 to 1067 and encodes 256 amino acids. NCBI's taxonomy places the organism in Eukaryota, Metazoa, Chordata, Actinopteri, Perciformes, Percidae. The record is from RefSeq and is a predicted model, not a curated record.
AGAAAGAUGAGAAGAGAGCAGAGAAAAUGGAGUGUUUGAGUCUGUCAUGCUGUCACAUCUGAAGCUAAACGUAUCUUUCCAGUGUCCAGAAAUCUCUCUGUCAGACAGAACGAUGAGGUUUUCCAGUCAACUUGCAGACAGAUGUGGAAGCAGCUGCUGCUCUCACCGCCCGACGACGCCGGACAGAUCAGCCUGGAGCAGCAUGCCAUCUUAACCAGCGGCGAGCUGUCCACCUUGGCCCAUCUCUCCACAGCCCGCUCUCUCCACUUGGUGAAGAUGUAGUCUGUUUGAUCUCUAUGGAGAUGUCUCCAAACACUGUCUCCUCUGUCUCGUUGCCAUGGUCACUGUGGUUGCUGUUCUUUCUGACCCCCGUCACCCAGACAACAAGCUCCGCCCCCUCAUCUGAAACGUCUCUGCCGGUCAACACCACGCUGCUGUUCGACAGCGACGGCCCGGGCAACAACCUGCGGAACUGCAGCUGCACCACGCCCGUCCGGGACUGCGACGAGGCUCUGGCCAACUCGCUGUGCAGAUGCCACACCGUUUUGCGCUCCGCUCUGCCCCCUGCUGGGCUCAGAGAGCCUGGACCACUCACCGUGUGGGUGAAGGAGCUCUGGGUCCUGGAGGAGCUGCUGAACAGGAGCACGGUUGGCCAUUUGCAGUUGUCUUUUUGUGGAGUAAAGCCAAUGGACAGUCAGUACCUGGCUCUGCUAGGUCUGCAGACCCUCAAGAUCCACAGUGCAGCACCAGAAGCUCCCUACCCCAACCAGGAAAUGACAAUCUCCCCAGCAGCAGGGGUUGCAGUGGAGCUAGAGGCCCUCUCCUUUGACAUCUCCACUUCCUUCCAUGUGACCUUCCUGGAUGUAGCGGUUCUCAAUGGCGUCUCUGCUCUGAAGGCAUAUAGUGUGGUGGGACCAGCUGCUCACACCCUCUCCCAGCAGUUCCCCGACCUGGCCUCGCCCCUUUCUCUGGCUCUGCCACCCUCUCCUACUUCUGAUCACCCUACGGAGCCCAGUGAGCAGGCUGCAGAGCCUCCGCACAAUCUGCUUUUUACUUUUGUCUACUAACAACAAGCUCCCGUUCAUGGACAUGGUCAGGUUUGCAGUACAAGUGACAAAUGAUGCACAGGAGUUAUGUACAACAACAACUGGAUGGUUUUUUUUGUUCUCCUUUUGCACAGGAAAAGUGGCACAUGUGGAUUAUAAUAACCUUUUGUAGUCUGGUCCAAAGAUGGCUUUGAACAGAGAGGCUGACAUCUCUCUCACGCUGAUGCUUUUUCUUAAAGGAGAUUAUUGACUUCAGAACUGUUACACGUGUGUUACACUCCUGCUGCCGCUUUUUUUUUUAUCCCUGAAAGGAAUUGCCUCGAAAUCUCUGCACUCAUAACGUAGACAGACACAAGGUUUGGGAAUGUUUACAAAAGCUACAAUUUCAAGUCUUACUACAGCCUAGUUUGGGUACCAUCCCAUAACAUAAGGAAUGUUGAUUUGCUAACCAGGACACUGUAACGACCCAGAUUCUUACAUCACAAAUGAUCUGCUCCAGUUAGAAGCAAUGCUUUGCUGCUGCUAAUUUCCACAGACUUCAACACCAUGGGUACACCGUGUGUUUACAUGCAUACAGUACAUAUUAUCUCAUAUCUGUUAUAGCUAUAUACAGUACAGUGUUUUAAUGCACAGGUUCUGAUUAGAAAUGUUGGUACCAAUUAAAGCAUCCAAUUAUUUAAUUGAUAAAGGCCUAUAAUGAUAAAGGGGUUAGAAACAGUAACUGAGAGCUAUAUAAAUGUAUAUAAAAAGUUAUUCUGUGCAAAUGGGCCGCAUGAAACACAGACGUGGGGGGGUGGUGGUGUUCAUUUCUAAAUCACAUGAGGUCCCCUAGUAAUACCUUUUCCGUGCAAUUAGGGCUGAAGACUUUGUAGAUCAUCGGGCUGUGAGUUGAAACAGUCUGUUGUGUUUCUAGACUGUACAUUUUUAACUCAAACAGGUAAUUACCAUUUCAGUAUUCAGUUUUCCCCACUCUUUAACAGGUUCCAAUGUCGAAAUAAAACAGUGACAUCCCUAAUAAAGUAGGUAAAAGCCAUGAAUAAGA